AUGCCUGACCUAGAAAAAAACAUGCAGAAGAACGGGAAAGAUACUUGCAGUAAAGAUGUAAGAGAAGUGCCAAAACUUCCAGUUCCACCACUGCAACAGACCUUACGCAUGUACCUACAGUGCAUGAAACACUUGGUCCCAGAGGAGCAAUUUAAAAAGACCAAGGCCAUCGUGGAGAAAUUUGGAAUUCCAGGAGGUCUGGGGGAAUCCUUGCAGCAAAUGCUUGAGGAAAGAAGUGAAAAGACAACAAACUGGGUGUUUAACUACUGGCUGGAUGACAUGUACCUCAACAACCGCCUGGCUCUUCCAGUCAAUUCCAGCCCCGCAAUUAUCUUUGCUCGUCAGUACUUCAAGGACGUAAAUGACCAGCUGAGGUUUGCCGCCAAUCUCAUUUCAGGGGUGCAAGACUACAAAGCUUUACUGGACACCCAUGGUUUACCUGCUGAUUUUUCUCGUGGACAGCUGUCUGGUCAUCCUCUCUGUAUGAAGCAAUACUAUGGACUCUUUUCUUCCUAUCGUCUUCCAGGACGUACCAAAGAUACCCUCGUGGCCCAGAAAAGUAAUGUAAUGCCAGAACCAGAACACAUCAUCGUUGCUUGUAACAAUCAGUUUUUUGUUUUGGAUGUUGUCAUUAAUUUCCGUCGUCUCAGUGAGGGAGAUCUUUUCACUCAGUUACAAAAGAUAGCAAAAAUGGCAGAGAAUGAAGAGGAAAUGCUGCCUCCAAUUGGCCUGCUGACAACAGAUGGAAGAACAGAAUGGGCAGAGGCCAGGAUGAUCCUUAUGAAAGACUCCACCAACCGUGACUCUCUAGACAUGAUUGAGCGGUGCAUAUGCCUGGUGUGCCUGGACAGCCCCAGCAGGGUGGAACUCAGUGACACAAACAUGGCAUUUCAGAUGCUGCACGGAGGAGGCUACCACAAAAACGGGGCCAAUCGUUGGUACGACAAACCUAUGCAGUUUGUGGUAGGAAGAGACGGACUCUGCGGGACCGUGUGCGAACAUUCUCCUUUCGAUGGCAUCGUAAUGGUGCAGUGCACUGAAUACCUGCUCAGGCACAUGAAAGAAAGUUCCAAGAAAUUAGUCCGAGCUGAUUCAGUGAGUGAGCUUCCUGCUCCACGGAGACUAAGAUGGAAGUGCUCCCCUGAUAUUCAGACACAUUUGGCAUCAGCAGCAGAAAAGCUCCAAAGGGCAGUGGAAAAUCUGGAUUUUAUUGCCUACAAAUUUGAGCACUAUGGAAAGGAAUUUAUUAAGAAACAAAAGAUUAGCCCAGAUGCCUACAUUCAAGUAGCACUCCAGCUGGCAUUCUACAGGUGCCACAGGAGGCUUGUCCCAACCUAUGAAAGUGCUUCCCUGCGCCGAUUUGAUGAGGGCCGGGUUGACAAUAUUAGGUCUGCUACCUCUGAAGCAUUUGCUUUUGUCAAAGCAAUGGCAAGUGACAAGACAGCUGUGUCGGACUCUGAGAAGAUACAGAAAUUUAAGGAUGCAAUUGCAGCUCAGACUAAUUACUCUGUUCUGGCUGUUACUGGAAUGGCAAUAGACAAUCACCUGCUAGGGCUCAGAGAGGUGGCACGGGAACACUGCAAGGAACUGCCAGAGAUCUUUACAGAUGAGACUUAUCUGACAAGCAAUCGAUUCAUCCUCUCAACCAGCCAGGUUCCUACUACUAUGGAAAUGUUCUGCUGCUAUGGGCCUGUGGUGCCCAAUGGAUAUGGGGCAUGUUACAACCCUCAGCCAGAGCAUAUAUUAUUCUGCAUCUCAAGCUUUAAAGAAUGUGAGGAAACCUCCUCAGGCAAGCUUGCAAAAGCUGUGGAAGAAAGUCUCCUAGCAAUGAGAGAUCUGUGCAAAAAAUGCAGUUCUACAACAGCAAAGCCACCUGCUAAACCAAAUGCAGCCAUGCAGCUGCAGUGA
Messenger RNA from Cinclus cinclus, 1908 nucleotides. RefSeq names its product choline O-acetyltransferase (gene CHAT). The record is from RefSeq and is a predicted model, not a curated record. Gene Ontology annotation, cellular component: cytoplasm; neuron projection. Gene Ontology annotation, molecular function: choline O-acetyltransferase activity. The transcript is spliced from 14 exons. Bases 1 to 1908 code for a protein of 635 amino acids. Lineage: Eukaryota; Metazoa; Chordata; Aves; Passeriformes; Cinclidae. Gene Ontology annotation, biological process: acetylcholine biosynthetic process; neuromuscular synaptic transmission.